GAUCAAUGUGUUUACAUGAAGUACAGUAGAAGAGAUCGCCUAUCCCGACUUUCAUUUGACACCCCAAGACUGAAACUGGAAGUCAAUUCUGACAUUAUCCACAACACCUAAGUGUUAGGCUACUGUGGUCUGCGCAGUAAAACAUCUUCUCAUUAUUGCGCCAUAACAACAUCUUAGUUUCAAUCUCAUUCACUUAUCACAAUCAUUUCUGCCAGAUUUAAUGAGUUUCAACGCGUCUCGUUUUCUUAAUCAGUUGGGCAACACCGAAUUUACCAGAUUGGCACCAUUUUUCAGGCAAUAAUUAGCCUACACUUAAUAUAUGAAAUGUGUUACAAUGUGAGGCACAAAUUAUGAAUUGGUUCAUUAACCACGAUUAAAAUAUUAUGAGAAUCUGGAGUCAUAAAGACAAGGCAACGGGCUUUAUAGAGAUGUACUACGAGUCGUAAUGUGAUUAGUAGUAGCUAUUUUUUGUCCUUCCCUUUUCUUUGACCUGUGAAUGUGAGGGAAUUUGUUCCGCUUGUACACUUUGAAUACAGGAAAUAAGGUGAUUUGGGUAACACCAAUGCACUCUCACAGGACAAAUAAUAUGAUUUGGGUAACAUCAGUGCACUCUCACGGGACGUGUCUGUGUCGCACAGCCAUGCAGGAAUUUGUAGUAGAUCUGGACCUCCUGGCUCUCGGCUCUUGACCCCCUCUCUGUGUUUCUGGGCUACCUCCGGGGGCAUGUAGUGCAGAGGGCCAUUAGGAUAUUUGACAAUCUCAGCUUGUUACAACUCCAUCAGUUAAUUGGAUCCCUUGUAGAGCCGCUCGUUUGACUCAUCUGCCACUUAAAAGGACAAAAGCGCGCUGGGGGUCGUUCACACCUCGCGCCCCUGAGCAGGUAUAAAAGAACCGCUGGCUCUCCAAGCUUCAUUCCACUGCGCUCCUCACAAGUUCGAGAACAUCUCUACUGCGGAUCACUUUUAAACACCUUUUGGACUUUUACCUACCCAAACAGAAGCCAUGCAGAUGCCUGGAAGAGCUUAUCAAACUUAUGGACAAUUAGUGCGUCCUCUCCAUCCGGACUAUGCCACUUCAUCAAAACCGAGCACAGGGAAAUCCUUCACAAUCGACGCUCUGCUUGCAAGGCCUGACCACACGGAGAGAGACAGAACAAGUGUGUAUCGGAACAUCACCAAUCGAGCGCCAGGCUCGAGUUCCAGUGUCCCAUUCGCGGCGCAUGUGUACUCGCAAAUGCCACACUUUGCGUACAGCCAGAGUAUCAUGACGCAGAAUGGGUAUCCAGUUUUCUGCUACCCGCCUUACAACUACCAGACAACAUGCCGUGGAGCUAUAUAUGCACAAGAUGCCGUACUGGCUAAAGCAGCAGUCCACUCUCACUAUAAACACAAAGCUGGGAAAUCAAAGCGAAUGCGCACAAGUUUUACCAAUGAGCAACUGUCCCGACUGGAGAAGGAGUUCGCGCGGCAGCAGUAUAUGGUCGGAUCCGAGCGCUUCCUUCUGGCAUCUGCUCUCCAGCUCACUGAAGCACAGGUUAAAGUUUGGUUCCAGAACAGACGCAUCAAGUGGCGAAAGCAGAGUCUUGAGCAACAACAAGCCAAGUUAGCCAAACUGGGGCUCGCAGUGCCACCAAAGAGCCCCGGAUCUCAGGGCAGGGAGGACGAGGAGAGAGAUUUCACAGAAGAGUCUGAUGUGGACAUUGACAUCGAGGAUUCACUUCAAGACUGAAAAAACCACACUCGCUGUUAUUUUUAUACAGCGUUUUUGUAUAUAUUUGAUUUCCUCUAGAUGAAACAGGCCUCUCUGUUUGUACACAUAUUUAAUUAAUAGAUAUAGCCUAUAUUUAACGUGUUUCUAUGCACACAUUGCUCUUAUAAGGGUAUCUUCGUAUUCGAUAAAACGUUUGUAUAUGGAUGAAAUAAAAGGGAAUAUAUUUUUAAAACUGAA
Messenger RNA from Carassius auratus (goldfish), 1947 nucleotides. Its product is annotated as homeobox protein notochord-like. Bases 1003 to 1728 code for a protein of 241 amino acids. Gene Ontology annotation, cellular component: nucleus. Gene Ontology annotation, molecular function: RNA polymerase II cis-regulatory region sequence-specific DNA binding; DNA-binding transcription factor activity, RNA polymerase II-specific. The transcript has 3 exons. Gene Ontology annotation, biological process: neuron differentiation; central nervous system development; regulation of transcription by RNA polymerase II. The record is from RefSeq and is a predicted model, not a curated record. NCBI's taxonomy places the organism in Eukaryota, Metazoa, Chordata, Actinopteri, Cypriniformes, Cyprinidae.